AUGCCUCUUUCAAUCUUCACUUUCUUCUUCUUCCUUUUCCUCUUCAAUCUUCAACCUUCAACUUCCCAACAACAAUUCAAAUCCUUCAACGCCUCACUCUCACCAUGGCGUCCCUCCCAAAACCGAACCCUCACCUCACCAAACUCCAACUUCACUGCUGGUUUUUUUCCCAUACAAAACUCAUCAAACCUCUUCACUUUCUCAAUAUGGUUCUCCAAAAUCCCUCCAUCCUCAGACCCUGUCAUCUGGAGCUUCUCAGAAAAACUCAACUCGUCUUCCUCUCUCAUCAUAACCUCAAAAGGUGAACUCUUGCUCAACAAUCUUUCCUUUGUUGUUAAUGAUAAUUCUUCCAAUUCCACACAACUUGUUCUUCAUGAUAAUGGAAACCUUGUGUUUGGAAACUGGACUAGUUUUUCAAAUCCGACUAACACUAUCUUACCAAACCAGAACAUUACUGGAAUUGAAAUUGUUUCAAGUAAUAAAAAGUUCAAGUUUGUUAAAUCUCAGAAUUUGAUUCUCAAUGAUGAUUCUUCAUCAACUCAGUACUAUAGUACACCUAGUGCUUUGUUGUUUAUGGAUGAUGCUGGAAAAAUGAGUAUGCAAAGUAACUCUUUUCUCACUUCUGAUUUUGGUGAUUCUAGGUUUAGGAAACUUGUUCUUCAUGAUGAUGGAAAUUUGAGAAUUUAUAGUUUUUAUCCUGAACAGAAAAACACUUGGGUUAUUGUUUGGUUAGCAAUUUGGGAAAUGUGUAAAAUCAAAGGAAAGUGUGGACCUAAUUCAAUUUGUAUGCCUAGAGAAGAUUUCUACAAUUCUACUUUUUGUGUUUGUCCUUCUGGAUUUGAGCCUCUUGAAGGUGGGAGUGAAGUUGGUUGUAAGCCGAAAAUUCCGCUUACGAUUACAAGUAACACUCAUUUUCUUAGGCUUGAUUAUGUAAACUAUACGAGUAGCGGUUCGAUGAAUCAAAUCUAUGCUUUAAACUAUACAAUUUGUGAAGCAAGUUGUAGAAGAAACUCGAGCUGUCUUGGAUUUGGAUUCAAAUAUGAUGGAUCGGGCUACUGUGUUUUGUUACACGGUAAAGAGCUUCGAUAUGGUUUAUGGUCGCCGGGGACUGAGCUUGCUUUGUUUUUGAAAGUUGAUCAGAAGGAAUCUGAAGGUUCGAAUUUCAUUGGUAUGACGGAAGUGAUGCAGACGACUUGUCCUGUGAGGAUAAGUUUGCCUUUACCGCCGAAGGAUUCGAACACUACGACGAGAAAUAUUGUGAUUAUAUGCACGCUUUUUGCGGCGGAACUUAUUGCUGGUGUGGCUUUCUUUUGGUCUUUCCUUAAGAGGUAUAUCAAGUAUAGGGACAUGGCUACUACAUUAGGUCUUGAGCUUUUACCUGCAGGUGGGCCGAAACGGUUUACCUACUCGGAGAUCAAAGCCGCGACUAAUGAUUUCUCGAAUCUCAUUGGGAGAGGAGGGUUUGGAGAUGUUUACAAAGGUGAGUUGCCGGAUCAUCGUGUAGUCGCGGUGAAGUGCUUAAAGAAUGUUACAGGGGGUGAUGCCGAGUUUUGGGCAGAAGUUACUAUCAUUGCAAGGAUGCAUCACUUGAACUUGGUUCGGCUUUGGGGCUUCUGCGCCGAGAAAGGUCAAAGGAUACUUAUUUAUGAAUACAUCCCGGGUGGAUCUUUGGAUAAGUAUCUCUUUAGAGUGAAAUCUCGUAAGGGUAGUGGUGAAUCUGAAUCUGAACAAAGUCAUGAUAAUGGUUCAAAUCCAAGUACCUUAGAGAAACCUGUUUUGGAUUGGAACAUGAGGUAUAGAAUUGCUCUUGGUAUGGCUAGGGCGAUCGCGUAUCUUCACGAGGAAUGUUUGGAAUGGGUUUUGCAUUGUGAUAUAAAGCCGGAGAACAUUCUCUUAGGCGAUGAUUGUUGUCCUAAGAUAUCAGAUUUUGGAUUGGCGAAACUGAGGAAAAAAGAAGACAUGGUGACUAUGUCAAGAAGGCGAGGAACUCCUGGCUAUAUGGCACCGGAAUGGAUAACAGCGGAUCCAAUAACUUCAAAAGCCGAUGUCUAUAGUUUCGGUAUGGUGCUGUUGGAGCUUGUGAGCGGAGUGAGGAACUUCGAGAUUCAAGGAUCUGUGGUGAGGAGUGAUGAAUGGUAUUUUCCGGGAUGGGCUUUCGAUAAGAUGUUUAAGGAAAUGAGAGUUGAAGAAAUUCUUGAUAGUCAAAUUUCGCAUGCUUAUGAUAGUAAAUCGCACUUUCAGUUAGUUAAUAGAAUGGUGAAGACUGCAAUGUGGUGUUUGCAGGAUAGGCCUGAGGCAAGGCCAACAAUGGGGAAGGUAGCUAAGAUGAUUGAAGGGACUGUGGAGAUCAUGGAACCUAAGAAACCAACUGUUUUCUUCCUUGGAGAAGAGUAG
Messenger RNA from Lathyrus sativus (Indian pea), 2394 nucleotides. The record is from the annotation of a GenBank genome assembly. NCBI's taxonomy places the organism in Eukaryota, Viridiplantae, Streptophyta, Magnoliopsida, Fabales, Fabaceae.